AUGAAGACUUGCUAUUAUGAACUCUUGGGCGUUUCUUCCACUGCUGAUGAUCUUGAACUAAAGAAAGCGUUUAGGCGGAAAGCAUUACAAUAUCAUCCUGACAAAAAUAGAGACAAUGUGGAAGAAGCAACAGAAACAUUUGCACAGAUUAGAGCUGCUUAUGAAGUACUCAAUGAUCCACAGGAAAGAGCGUGGUACGAUUCCCACAAGUCACAGAUCUUAAAUGACGAUAUCAAUGGCGGUACAUAUGAAGAUGAUGAAUAUGGAAGUUAUGCCAUGGAUACUGGUGUGACUAGUGAAGAAUUACUCAUGUUUUUCAACUCUUCGUUAUAUACAAGGUUAGACGAUACACCAGCCGGAUUCUAUCAAAUUGCAGGUAAAGUUUUUGCCAGAUUGGCUAAGGAUGAGGUCUUACACGGUAGAAUGUCGGGCUUCAAAGAGUUUAAUCGAUAUGACGAUGAUUAUUUUGAAUCCAAAAUUUCUUCUAAUGGAUAUGUUAAAGCUUGUGAUGAUAGAAUAAAAGAGAUGCUCAAAGAUGAUAGCCGCUGUCUUUUCCCACCAUUUGGAAGUUCAGCAACUGAUUACGAAGUGCUAAAGACGUUUUACAAGAAGUGGUCUUCGUUUAAUACAGUUAAAAGUUUUAGAUGGAAAGAUGAGUACAUGUAUUCAAGCAUUUACGAUAGAAGGACUAAAAGAGAGAUUAAUAAGAGAAAUGAUAAGAUAAGACAACAGUCUAGAAAUGAAUACAAUAAAACUGUUAAAAGGUUUGUCACAUUUAUCAAAAAGUUAGAUAGAAGAGUGCAAGAAGGUGAAAGGAAAGCUAAAGAAUCGAAGCGUGAAAGUGAACGUGCUAAAUUUCAAGAGUUGAAAAGGACUGCACAAAGAGAACAACCUCAGUUUGAAAUGCAGAGUUGGCAAACGAUUGAUGAGAAUAAAUGGGAUGAUUUGGAAAAACUAUACAGUGGUGGCGAAGAAAACUCAGACUAUGGUUAUGAUAAUAAGAAUGAUAAUAAUAAUACUAAUAAUAAUGAUAAUGAGAAGUACGAAAAUGGAGAUUCUGACGAGUAUGUGGAAUUGAUUUACGAUUGCUUUGUCUGUAAUAAAAGGUUUAAAUCAGAGAACCAAUUAGAAAACCACAAUAAUACAAAGGCCCAUAGAAAAAAUGUUAAAAAGAUACAGAGACAGAUGAAGAAGGAAGACUUUGCUUUGGGGCUUGACGACUUGUCUGACUUAGAUGACUAUGCGAGUGCACAAAGCAGAGAAGAUGAGGAGGAAGAUCAAGAGGAACAAGAGGAUGAAGAACAAGAAGCUGAAUCCGAAGAUGAAUCCGAAGAUGAAUCUGACGAUGAAUCUGACGAUGAAGAACUGAAGAAACUCGAAGAAGAACUGGCACAAAUUGAACAACAACUCAAAGGUGUAAGCACUUCAGAUGAGAAGAACAGUCCUGUACAGGAUGAAAAUGAUGUUAAUGCGGAUGUUGACGUCGAAGUGGAAAAAUCUGAUAGUGAAUCUCUACCGUCACAAGAUAAGGAAGAUGAGGAAUUUCAAAGAUCACUAGAGGAUCUCGACAAGGAGUAG
Zygosaccharomyces rouxii is the source of this 1578-nucleotide messenger RNA. RefSeq names its product Jjj1p (gene JJJ1). The transcript has a single exon. NCBI's taxonomy places the organism in Eukaryota, Fungi, Ascomycota, Saccharomycetes, Saccharomycetales, Saccharomycetaceae. The record is from RefSeq and is a predicted model, not a curated record. The coding region runs from base 1 to 1578 and encodes 525 amino acids. Gene Ontology annotation, cellular component: cytoplasm.